This is a messenger RNA of Scleropages formosus (Asian bonytongue), 999 nucleotides long. RefSeq names its product retinol dehydrogenase 12 (gene crdh). The transcript is spliced from 7 exons. The record is from RefSeq and is a predicted model, not a curated record. NCBI's taxonomy places the organism in Eukaryota, Metazoa, Chordata, Actinopteri, Osteoglossiformes, Osteoglossidae. The coding region runs from base 13 to 999 and encodes 328 amino acids.
UUCAGCGCAACGAUGUGGGAAGAGAUCAAGUCGAGCAAGAUCGCAACAUAUGGCGCAGUCACCGCGGUGACAGCGAUCAGUCUGGCACUUUUGCGGAAGUGGAUUUCCGGUGGGGUGUGCUACAGCCCUGCCCGUCUCCAUCGCAAGACCGUUCUGAUCACGGGCGCCAACACCGGCAUCGGAAAGGAGACGGCACGGGAUAUGGCACGCAGGGGCGCCCGCGUAGUGAUGGCCUGCAGGGACCUAACCCGGGGUGAGAAGGCAGCGGAGGAAAUCCGUAGCUCAACGGGGAACUCAGAAGUGGUGGUGCAGCAGCUGGACCUGGCCUCCUUUGCCUCGGUGCGACAGUUCGCCAAGCGCUACAGUGAACAAGAAGAACGAUUGGACAUCCUCAUCAACAAUGCCGGAGUGAUGAUGUGUCCCAAAGGACUCACGGUGGAUGGCUUUGAGACACAGUUUGCCGUCAAUCAUCUGGGGCAUUUCCUCCUGACCAACCUUCUCCUGGGGAAGCUGCAGAAGUCCACCCCUAGCCGUGUCAUCACUGUGUCCAGUCUCGCCCACAAAGGUGGAAAGAUCCACUUUGAUGACCUCAGCUUCAGCAAAACAACGUACAACUCGCUGACCAGCUACAGACAGAGCAAGCUGGCCAACCUCCUCUUUGCCAGAGAACUGGCGCGCAGGUUGAAAGGGUCGGGGGUCAUGUCCUUCGCCCUACAUCCCGGGGUGAUCCGUACUGAGCUGGGCCGCCAUGUGGAGCUGCAGAACCCCCUGCUGAAGGUGCUGUUGUACAUUCCUGCCUUCUUGCUGCUCAAGACCCCCUGGGAAGGGGCCCAGACCUCCAUAUACUGUGCUGUGACCGAGGGGCUGGAAGGAAAGUCCGGGAGCUACUUCAGCGACUGUGCGCUGAAGAAGCCAGCCCCGGAGGCCCAGGACGACCUGGUGGCGCUGAGGUUGUGGGAGGUGAGCGCUCAGCUUGUGGGCUACACGGAGACGGACUGA